AAUGGUAUUCAGUUGAUACAUCACUAGUAACAGAAAGAACAAUAAAUGAUGUUGAUUCUUAUAACAGUUUUAAUGCUCAAUGUAUGGGCUAUACCAGCAGAUGAUUUAUUUUCACCAAACAUAAACAUCCUUGAAGAACUGGGGAAGAUGAAGAUCAUGGAAACAAGGAUGGAAUCUAUGGAGAAGGAAAUGGAGCGACUAAGAAGCAGAAAUGUAGCACAAGCAAAAAAGCUGGAAGAGUUUCAUGUUACAAUGAAUGACAGAAAGCUCAAAAUGGAUGAACUAAUUAAACAAAAUGAAGCUCAAGCAAAGGAACUGGACACCUUACGUGGAACAACAAAUGACGUAAAGAUAAAAAUGGAUGAUCUAAUAAAACAAAAUGAAGUUUCAAAAGUGGCUUUCUCAGUUUCUCUCUCGUCCUCGAAUGGACCGCACGGCACUUUACAAACUCUAGUUUACAAACACAUCUUCCUCAAUAAUGGAGACGCCUAUGAUGCAAAUACAGGAAUCUUCACAGCACCCAUGAAGGGAGUGUAUGUAUUCAGGGUUUUCUCUAAGGCCUAUGGAAGUUCAGAUAAAGCGGUUGUCGCAGGCUUGUUUAGGAACGGCCAGCAUGAAAUUUCUACAUAUGCACGUCAAAACGGUGGUUUUAUCGGCUCUUCAAAUGGAGUUUCUCUGCUGCUGGAAAAGGGGGAUAAAAUAUGCGUAAAUCUCUAUCCUGGAUAUUGGAUUUUUGACAAUGAACACCAUCACAGCACCUUUAGUGGACAUCUGCUUUUCCCCAUGUGAUCUGAACAUACACAGCAUCUUUUCAAGACUGUAAUCAUAAAAGAUGUUCAAUUCACAUGAUUUUUUUGUCUGUGAGACUACGAGUGAAUGAAUUUGACCAAAUUUGAUGCUGAUACUUACUAUGUACACUGUUAGACUUUUUAUUGUAUUUUUGCGGCAACUUACUGGCAGCACUAUUGCCAGUAAGUUACUGUAACUGCCCCUUUACAGUAGCUUAACUGUAAAUGUGUUUUACAGUAUGAUGCCCUUACCGCAAUUUCAUUUUACAGUAAGAUGCCCUUGCCGUAACUUAUUUUUACAGUAUAAUAAUAUUACAGUAAUUUUACUGUAAUUUAUUUUAGUUUUAUUUUACAUGUAUGCUACAGAAUUUAAUAAUUCCAAAUAAGUGACUUGAGUCCAUGUAUAUCAAUAUAUUUUUUAUUCACUGUUACAAUCAAUUUCAUCCAUUUUAUUUAUCAUGAUGCAACAUAAAAAAAGAGACCUGGAUUCAUAACAAAUCAAAGCAGAGAUCAUGACAAUGCGCAAUAAAAAGCAUGAACAAAA
This is a messenger RNA of Megalobrama amblycephala (Wuchang bream), 1332 nucleotides long. RefSeq names its product cerebellin-2-like. The transcript is spliced from 5 exons. The record is from RefSeq and is a predicted model, not a curated record. NCBI's taxonomy places the organism in Eukaryota, Metazoa, Chordata, Actinopteri, Cypriniformes, Xenocyprididae. Gene Ontology annotation, molecular function: protein binding. Bases 46 to 789 code for a protein of 247 amino acids.